CAACAGUCAGAAAGAAUAGGCUCAACUCUCUCACUGUUCAGGUCUGUGUGUGUGUCUCCCCCACAACAUAAAGGCGACGUUCACGGCUAAAAACUUGCAAUUCAUGGCAUGGAGGAGGCAGCGGGCAGCUGCAGCCCUCUGAUCUGUGUAGGGUUAGGAGGUGGUGGAGCAGCAGAUCAUGGUCUGAACCCAGUUCUCAUCGAGCCGAAGCCAAGCCUCGUCUAGCUGCUCGAGCGUUGUCCUCUUUUUUUCUCUUCACUGUCCUCUUUUUCUUCUCCUCGGUGAAAUCUGAUACAACAUCAGCGGGUUUUCUACCUAGUUUGGUAGGCAAGACUCAGGCUAAUUGGCCUGCGUGUUUCGCAGUCAAACUCAAGAGAAGAAACAUUCAGCUCCAUACUGCAACGAUUCAGAUGCCUUCAACUUUGAGCAAAAGGGACAACCCCUAAACCCUGUUUUACACGAGGGACAGACACACAGACAUCUCCGUCAUCUUCCACUUCAUGAAAAGGACGCGUCUCGAUAAAAGGUGAUCAGAGAACUGACGGGGACUAUGGCAGCUACUUUAUCGGCGGAGGAAGAACAGGCUACCAGGCAGUUUCUGGAGGAAAUCAACAAGUGGACCAGUCAGCAUGGAGUGUCACCGUUGUCCAGGGAAUUGGCCGUCAAGUUCCUCAUGGCUCGCAAGUUUGACGUCCUCCGAGCCAUCGAGCUAUUCCACAGCUACAGGGAAACGCGUCUUAAAGAAGGAAUCGUCAGACUUCAGCCUCAGGAAGAACCUCUGCGCUCGGAGCUGCUCAGUGGAAAGUUCACUGUGUUGAGUGUACGGGAUCCGUCGGGGGCCUCCAUUGCCUUAUACACGGCCAAACUUCAUCACCCGAACAAGACGGGCAACCAUGUCGUGCUCCAGGCCCUCUUCUACCUCCUGGAUCGAGCCGUGGAAAGCUUCGAGACCCAGAGGAACGGCUUGGUGUUCAUCUACGACAUGGCGGGCUCCAACUACACAAACUUUGAGCUGGACCUGAGCAAGAAGAUCCUCAACCUGCUCAAGGGGGCGUUCCCUGCCAGGCUGAAGAAGGUGUUGAUUGUCGGGGCCCCUGUUUGGUUUCGAGUGCCCUACAAUCUGCUCAGCCUGCUUCUCAAGGAGAAACUAAGGGAGAGGGUUCAGAUGGUGAAAAUGGCCGAGCUGCGCCAACACCUCCCCAGAGACUGCCUUCCCCAGCACCUCGGCGGCCUGCUGCCUCUGGAGUCGUUCAGCUGGAACCAGCAGCUGCUGGCGGGACAGAACGGUCGGGUGGAUCCAGUAGACGAGCUGGUGGGCAUCCCCGUGGAAGAUGCUUCCAUUCACGUCCCGGGACCCGAGUCCAUGCGCCCGCAGGAGCUGCUGACGCACCUCGGUAGGCUUCAGCGCACAGGCAUCCACCAAGAGUAUGAAGAGCUCCGCAAAGAACCGGCGCCUGGAACUUUCGUUUGUGCACAAUCAGCCUACAAUCAGGAGAGGAAUCGCUAUGGAGACGUGCUGUGCCUUGAUCAAACAAGAGUUCGUUUGAAACCCAGAAGGACCGAGAGAUCAGACUACAUCAACGCAAGCUUCAUGGACGGCUACAAACAGAGGAAUGCAUAUGUUGGUACUCAAGGCCCGCUGGAGAAGACCUACAGUGAUUUCUGGAGAAUGGUCUGGGAACAAAGCGUGCUUGUUAUUGUUAUGACAACGAGGACAGAUGAGGGCAGUCGGAGGAAGUGUGGACAGUACUGGCCUCUGGAGGAAGGGGGGCAGGAGGUCUAUGGCCACAUGGCAGUGGUUAACCAAAGGGUGGACCAUCACACCCACUACAACCACACCACCCUGGAACUGCACAACACUGAGACAUGUGAACAGAGACAAGUGAGUCAUUUCCAGUACCUCAGCUGGCCUGACUACGGCGUUCCCACCUCAGCGGUGACUCUCAUUGACUUCCUGGGAGCUGUGAAGAGACAACAGAAGAAAAUGGUGACUGCUUUGGGACUUCAGUGGGCCGGCCACCCACAGGGACCCCCGAUGGUGGUCCACUGCAGUGCAGGGAUUGGGAGAACAGGUACCUUCUGUGCCCUGGACAUCUGUCUGUCCCAGUUACAGGACGUAGGCUCGCUAAAUGUUUGCCAGACGGUGCGACGCAUGAGAACACAGAGAGCCUUCAGCAUUCAAACCCCGGACCAGUACUACUUCUGCUACAAUGCCAUUUUGGAGCACGCCCAAAGACAGGGCCUGCUCCCAGCCAAUCAGUGAGCUUCAGCCCUGACUUCCCAAAUUAUUCCACGAGCCUUGAGAUUUCUGCAGUCAAUCUGUUAACCCCAUGCUGUGUUGUGUGACCAAUUUUGUGAGCCCAGGAAAGUUAACUUCCUCUCAGAAGUUGUCUUCGGAAACUAGGCCAUUCUUCAUCGGCGAGCCAGACCAAGGCAAGACGGUGUUGAGGAAAGGCUCGAGUGUGACAUUAUGAUGUUUCAAUGUGAUAACAGUCUCGCUUCCAACAAUGUGACAUUUUGUUAAUGCCGAACAUCAUGUCAGAGAAUACGUGAACAAACUGCUCCUGUGUUGUGCCGUCUUGUGGUCUGUGGUCGGGCACGUUGGGUGGCGUGAUCGAGGUAAUGCUCAUUAACCCUUUGUUUAUUUAUUUGCCACUUUAAACCAACGGUUUAGGGGACCUUUUAAAGGAGUAGUUCACCCCAAAAUAAAAAAUGUAAUCCCUAUCCACUCAUUCCAUGUCAGUUAAAACUCCACUAAAGUUUUUGCAUUCAGUCAAAUUCUCCUUAAAUAAUAAAGUUAACAUGCCCCAUAGGCAUAAUGGAAUUUAAUCAUUUUGAAAAGAGCGGAGAUGGAACCACAGUGAUACUUUUUAUGCUUUUUCUUUUAUGUACAAAUAGUAUUUAUUGGAGUUUUACUGACAUGAACAAGACGUAAGUUACUGACACAAUUUUCAUUUUGGGGUGAAAUGAUCCUUUAACUAAGUACACCAUUUUAUAUUCCAAAUAGGGAGCUUGAUCUCCACUGUCAUACAACAGUAGUAGACUUUUUAGUUAAUAGUUUGUACAUCUCCUGUGUCCGGGAAUAUUGCGUAGUGCAUUUUUAGCACAUGGUAUAUGUCACGUAGAUGGUACGAGUCAGUCUCAGGAGUGUCGUACUGAACACGAGGAGGUGAAACUGCCCAACUGGUAAUUAAAGAAAACAGUCAAAGUCUUUUGCCAAGAAGAUGAUGUAUUCUCCUCUGCCUUAGUGAUAAAACAAAGACCUGAGCAGCAGUAAAGGGGGGGUAAAGCACAUCCAAAAUGAUCCGGCUGUAAACUCCUAAUUGGCUGUUACAUCCCCUCUGUGAUCACUCGUUAAACAGCUGUCCAUGUCAAGUCCUCUUUAGUUAUUUGUUUCUUCUGUAUCCUCUGAAAGCCUGACCUUCCAUCUCACCUAAACAUAUUGAGAUUUCCUGUGACCAGUGUCUGCAGCCGCCUUCGCUCACUCGCAGCGCCAUCAUGCUUUAGUGAUUGUGGGAAUGUAUCGCUAAGUGCCCACACACACACAUGCACACGCUAACAUUUCGAGCAGUCUGCAGUGACUAUGCCAUCGAUGCGUACGUCUGUGGAAGUCAUCAGUUAAGACCUCAUGAGUAGUGCAAUACUUGUUUGUUUUUUUUACACAAAUCACGUCUUAGCACUUUCCAAUAACUAUUCCCAAUGUGCUCUGAGAAGAUGACCCAGACAACUGAACUCUGUAGGUCUAUAUCUGACGCUGGGAUAACUUGAUUGUUAAAUUCAGUAAUGCUGAAAUAUAAAACAUUUAGAGACAUUUUGGACUGACUGUAAACAUCUUUAUUGGGACAAAUCAAGAGGAUUCUUUACAAGGAAGCCAGACAUGAAUGAUAGAAGAGCACAAAUCUGUGCCGGCACCUCUUUGAGUCCUCCAGAAAUGUUGCCUGAAGUAUAUUUCAUUAUUAUUAUUAUUAUCGUGUGACUUUAAGUUCUACAGACUGUGGUUGUAAUCAGUGCUUUCAUCUGGUCCCAGUGUCUUGCCAUUAUUAUAGAAUACAUGUACAAAAACUGUGUCAUACGCUGCAUUAUGUUGUUGCCGGGUGAAAACUGUCCUUUGCUACAGAAUUCAUAUUGAAUUUGCUUGUAGUGAAGCAUUUUUAAGUCUGCCAUCCUCAUGCACUCUGAUUUUUAGAAUAAUUUUUCCUUUUCAAUGACGGACGCAAAAUGUGCCCUAUUUUAUUUUUCUAUUGUAUUCAACAACUGUUUUCAUACGAUUACCCAGGAUAUACAGUUAUCUACAUUAAUUUUAUAUUUGUUUCUAUUAUAACCUAUUUACUUUAUCAUUUGUAUGACUAUUGAAUCAAGCUAUACUGUAUUAAAUACAAACUAUGUCAACGUA
Messenger RNA from Cottoperca gobio, 4393 nucleotides. It is a transcript of the gene ptpn9a, whose product is annotated as protein tyrosine phosphatase non-receptor type 9a. The record is from RefSeq and is a predicted model, not a curated record. The transcript is spliced from 13 exons. Gene Ontology annotation, molecular function: protein tyrosine phosphatase activity. NCBI's taxonomy places the organism in Eukaryota, Metazoa, Chordata, Actinopteri, Perciformes, Bovichtidae. Gene Ontology annotation, biological process: protein dephosphorylation. Bases 551 to 2263 code for a protein of 570 amino acids.